AUUCUCCGUUUCUUUCAACUUUAACAACUGACCGCGGAAAAAAAUAUUGCAAGCUACCUAGCCUGCUAGCUACAGUAGUUAGCUAGCCAGUCAGCCACUUCAUUGCGAACACGGUAGACGCUAGCUAAUAUAUAGUUAGCUUAAAUGCAGCUGGCUAAAUAGUUAGCUAGCUUUAAAGCUAAUUCACCAGGCAAUUAGCAUGUUCGGUGGCAAUGUAAAUAUACAUUUUAGUUGGAAUACAAGUAAAUGUAUUAGCUGGCUAGAUAGUUCCCUUAUUCCUGUUGUUUGAUUACACGUAAAAAGUCAAUAUCGAAACUGAAUCAGCUAGGCUAGCUAAGUUAGUUACUUGUACAACGUUGUCUUAAAAUGAUAGACGUCUUUGUUUAUAGCUUGGCAGUCGUUUUGACGACAAGAUAAUCAUCUUGCUAGCAGUUAUAACAAUUUUUGCGUGCUGCAUUCUGACUUUAUGAAACUUGAAAAUGAUUUCAGUAGCUGUCUAUUUAUAGCUAGUAAUACAGUUACGGCUGGUUGCGUUUGAACCACAGAACUAUAUUGGGUAAAUUAGACUAGAUUGCUGAUGUAACAAUUGUGCCUGAUCGAAAAACUUUGCUUACAAAGUUUCAGUUUCCCGUUGAAAUAACAUGGUUCGGGGGGAAAUUCGUCCCAUUAACCAGAGCUGAUACGUAUUGUAAAGUGCUUAUAAUGUGGUUUUUGGUAACGUUAUUAUGUUUAUUUGAAACUAGAGGCACAGUAGCCAUGUGUGAAAUAACGUAUUUAACGUUACUUUUGGCAUCUGUUUGGGGAAAAGUAGAAUGCGGUCUAAGAGUGCCGCCGACACACCUAAAGUAAAGGUGAGGUAAGAUAUCUUUUAUGGGGCAUCGACAAGAGACUUUAGUCGACACAGACCUGCGCAUGCCAUCGUCAGAUUGUCAGACCUGUCCGUGAUCGAAUUUUGGAUCCCAAUCUCAAUGCUGCAGUAUGAGAAGAUGAUUCCUCCUGUGCCCACCACCGAUGCAUUCUGAAACACUUUUGAUAUGAUGGCAUGUUGAGGGGCGUGGCUGGGCGUGGAGGCGGAGCCAGCCAGGCCUGAAGCACAGAGCGGGGGAGGGGAGGAGGACGGUUGGGGCCGAGAGAGACAUGGGCCAGUGCGUCACCAAGUGCAAGAACCCAUCGUCCUCACUAGGCAGCAAGAGUGGAGACAAGGAUCCGGGGAGCAAGUCCCAUCACAAGAAGGGCGGAGGCGGAGGCUGUAAGGAGGCGGAGCCGGGCCCGGUGUGCGGGAAGUCCACUGGGGACCUGCUGGCCAACGGGACCAAGACCAUGGAGGUGAUCGCGGAGACGCCGGUGAUCCCGGCGCUUUCGGGAGACCCCCUCAAGGACGACCUGUCGGCCAACGGCGAGGACUUCUCGUUGCUGCGCAUCGAGGAGCUCUUCAGCCACUACAAGGACGAGCAGGACGACGCCAUUUUGGAAGAGGGCAUGGAGCGCUUCUGUAACGACCUGUGCGUGGACCCCGCUGAGUUCCGUGUGCUGCUACUGGCCUGGAAGUUCCAGGCUGCCACCAUGUGUAAGUUUACAAGGAAGGAGUUUGUGGAGGGCUGCAAAGCCAUCAAGGCGGACAGCCUGGAGGGCAUCUGCGCUCGGUUCCCCUGCAUGCUGCUGGAGGCCCAGGCGGAAGACAAGUUCAAGGACCUGUACCGCUUCACCUUCCAGUUCGGGCUGGACUCGGAGGAGGGCCAGCGGUCGCUGCACAGGGACAUCGCCAUCGCGCUGUGGCGCCUGGUCUUCACCCAGGACAUGCCCCCAAUCCUGGAGUGCUGGCUGGACUUCCUGACGGAGAACCCGCCCGGGGUGAAGGGCAUCUCGCGGGACACGUGGAACAUGUUCCUCAAUUUCACUCAGGCGAUCGGGCCCGACCUCAGCAACUACAGCGAGGACGAGGCCUGGCCCAGCCUCUUCGACACCUUCGUGGAGUGGGAGGUGGAGCGCAGGAAAAAGUGGGAGGAGGAGAGGAGGUGUACCUGGUCCCCCAGCACAGACACUGUAGACGACGGGGGGGUCACCAAACAAGAGUGACCACUGACUAAUCGGCUGGGGGCAGGGUGUAAAUGGAGGAACACAAGAAGUAGAUUCUCCAUCUGUGAAACAUUGGGUGAAAAUCAAUAUUGUUAUUGUUAGCAUUAUUAUGAUUGGGGUUUUGUGUUUUUCUUUCAUUUUUUUAAAUAAUGGGUUGGGAUGGAUGCGUGUGUGUGUUUGUGUGCGUGCACAUGUGUGCACAAUCAUGUGUGUGUGUGCGUGUGUGUAAUCUCUCCAGCACCCUGUCCUAUUUGCCUUGUUUUAUGAAAGGGCUCUGAAAUACUAUAUUGUUUUUAUUUAAAUUAUUGGGUUUUUAAAAGUUUAAUUCUGGCAAUCAGACAUGCAUUUGCUUUUUAAACAAUAAAUAAUCCAACCCCCCACCAA
This is a messenger RNA of Anguilla rostrata (American eel), 2460 nucleotides long. RefSeq names its product defective in cullin neddylation 1 domain containing 3 (gene dcun1d3). Gene Ontology annotation, molecular function: cullin family protein binding; ubiquitin-like protein binding; ubiquitin conjugating enzyme binding. Gene Ontology annotation, cellular component: ubiquitin ligase complex. The record is from RefSeq and is a predicted model, not a curated record. NCBI's taxonomy places the organism in Eukaryota, Metazoa, Chordata, Actinopteri, Anguilliformes, Anguillidae. The transcript has 4 exons. Gene Ontology annotation, biological process: protein neddylation. Bases 1138 to 2076 code for a protein of 312 amino acids.